This is a messenger RNA of Populus euphratica (Euphrates poplar), 747 nucleotides long. Its product is annotated as Tmem18. Gene Ontology annotation, cellular component: nuclear membrane. The record is from RefSeq and is a predicted model, not a curated record. NCBI's taxonomy places the organism in Eukaryota, Viridiplantae, Streptophyta, Magnoliopsida, Malpighiales, Salicaceae. The coding region runs from base 37 to 534 and encodes 165 amino acids. The transcript is spliced from 4 exons.
GUUAGCUUAGCAGAGUAGAAGACUGAAGAGAGGAAAAUGGAAGAGCUGAAAUCAGCAUUGGAAGCUCACAUGGACCAGAUGGCGGAUCUGGUCCAGAAACUCUCAUCGGAGCUCCGAUCCGGACUCCGACCCGCCAUUGAUAAUUUCAUCGGUUUUUUCCACGCCAUUGACUGGACGGAACCUUGGUUAAUGGGUUUAAUAGGAUUCCAUUUGAUGUUGCUGAUACUAACAGUCGUUUCAAGGAAACAUAUUAACUUCCAGAUGUCUUUUUUCCUUUUAGCUUUGGCUGGUGUAUACCUAUCAGAGAGGCUUAACAGAGUCUUGGGUGACAACUGGAGGAGCUUUGCAAGCCAGAAUUACUUUGAUCCACAUGGACUUUUUCUUUCAGUACUCUGGUCUGGGCCUCUUCUUAUCAUUGCAACCAUUAUUCUGAUAAACACUCUCUUUUCCUUGUGUUACAUGAUUGUUCGUUGGAAAAGGGCUGAGCUAAGACAUCGUGCUAGGCUGGCUCGUGAAAGCAACAAGCAGGAUUGAUCUUCUCCUGCCUGGUGCUCUGUGAGAGAGAUUGAAGAGCCACUUCUUCCCUUGAGGCAGUUUUGGGGUUAAAGAGCCAAUUUUUUUUUUUCUUUUCAGUUUUUAAUGGUAUAAAAUAUCACUUGGGAUGUGCAAUCCUGCCUUAUGCACUACUUCAUUUUACGUCCAGUGGAUCAUUUAGUUAAAAAUACUCCAAUUACACCUCUUGUGAUA